Messenger RNA from Coregonus sp. 'balchen', 23658 nucleotides. Lineage: Eukaryota; Metazoa; Chordata; Actinopteri; Salmoniformes; Salmonidae. The record is from the annotation of a GenBank genome assembly.
CCAAAUUGAUGACGUGGUGCGGUUCCCCUACCGGACGUGAAGGAUGGCCGACCAGAGCAGGCAAAUCAAACUCGCCGCAGCCAAGAAAAAGGUACAAAUUUGAAUUCCCCAUUUCACAGCGAAUAUAACAGGUAUUUCAUCCAUUACUCUGUUCUGGAUUCGAGUUGUCAGUAGUUUAAAGUUUUCACGAACCCGUGUGAUGUUGACAUUCCACGUCCUCGGACCUGUCUGCAGUCGCCCAUCCCAACUCGCAUCCUGCUGUGACUGUUAAUGCGCACGAAAUACCGAGGCUUUGCUUGGGCCUCUAAUCGUAGCAUUAUAGUAAGAUUAUGUGGACGAUUUAUACCGGGCAGGGACUUGUCAACUUUGCCAAUGGUACUGCUCCCUAUGUACAAACCUUCUGUAAUUUGAUCAACCCAGUUGGUCAACUAACGUUUGCUGAUGUUAGCUAGCCAUAGCGAUUUAGCUAACUAUCAAUUAAUUGACAGGUAGUACAAAGCCAGUUGGCACAAGAUGAUUGAUGCUAGCUAACACAAUAUUACAUAGAAUGGGGUGUUCUUUGUUUAGACUUGCUUACAUUCACUUCGUGUAACUUUAGUUAGCUAGCUACGAUAACUAGGAAUGCUAGCUGUCUGACAGUCCAAUAAACAUUCAAAUUUCACCUAGCGUGCCUGCUAGUGUCACUAUAAUUAAUGAAAUGGCCUGUCAGACUAAAGAUAAUGUUACCUUGGCUAACUAUAAAAUGUUUGCUUAGUUAUAAUCUAUUGAGUCAUGUUUGACAGGAAGCAAUGUGUCAGUGAAGAGUAACGUGACGCGUAGUUUUGACAGCAGACGCUCUCUCAGUAGCUAGCUACCUAUAAAUUCUGUAUCUAGAUAGCUAAUCAAAUCAAGCUAUUUUGUUUGAAGAAUAGUUGUCUUGCUCAAGUCAGCAUUUGCGUCGCCUACUAUCUCUUUCGACAUGGUGAUAACCACGUACUGUUGUUGAGAUCCAACUCAGGAAUUUCAGAUGGCAUUCCUAUCUCUGUGUGAUGGCGUUUCCCUAAUUUGUCUCAUGACAGCUGUCACAGCACAACCUUGUGCAUGUGGGCGCAUGCUCUACCAUUACACGUUUAAAAACAAUCACACUUGUGCAGGGGGGUUCUCAUUUCACAUUUUAAAACUAAAAGUACCUUCCUCAAUCUUCAGCUAUUACAGCAAUUGGUUAUGCUAUAAGAUCUUGUUGGACAGUAUUUGAUCUUUCUAAAUAGUAAUUCCAUUGUCACCCAUACCAGGAACAACUGCUCAGUGCAUACUGUAGUCAAAUCACAUGGGCUCUUUCUGAAUAUUCACACUAUUGUAAGCCACACCAAGGCUCUCUGUACUUCCUAUGCAAUAUAAUUAUUCUGCUAAUGUGCUUAGCCUAGCAAAAGUGUGAGUUCCAGACAGUUGAGAGCUCUCAUUGUCCUCUUCCCCUCCUCUCUUGUGCCGGGCAGCUGAAGGAGUUUCAGCAGAAGAGUUCUCCUGCCAGUGGAGGAGGGGGUGGAAAUGGAGGAGGAGGACCAGGUGCCAAGAAGAAGAGGAAGGGAGGGAGCCAACCAGACACACCCUCGGCUGACCGACACUCUCCAGACAAUGUGAGUCACCCAGCUGCAUGCCCGUUGUAUGUAUGUAUGUAUGUAUGUAUGUAUGUGUGUGUGAUGACUGAGUGCUGUUCAUGCACACUGCAACACUGCUUCUUUGCAAGAUUUCACUUGCCGACAAGUGCAAGAAAGCAGUCUGAUGAUACUUCUGCUCUGGAAUAACAUUGAAUGUUCCAGUGCAGCUGCACAUUUUUCAUGUGUGUGUGAGUGUAUCCCUUUGCAAGUUUACUGUCAGUGUUUGUCAUUUAUGUCAGAUUAUGGAAUGUGAAAUGCAGCUAUGCUCCAUCGAUCAAAGGACGUGUCUUCGUCAGGCAAUAACAUACUAUCAUGCUCUGUCAAUUUGUAUUCCCGUCAGGACGUUGCGUCUUAACACACACACCCUUCUGUUUGGAUAAGAAUCAAUAUGAUUAUGUUAAUGUGCGUUUAAUCAUAUUAGAAUGACAUCAGAUUGGCAAUUGUUUCAUAGGAAUGUGGGUGGGGGGGGUAAGGGACAGUCGAUGGUUACUGUAAUAAUUAUAUACAGUGUAUUCGGAAAGUAUUCAGACCCCUUGCCUUUUUCCACAUUUUGUUACAUUACAGCCUUAUUCUAAAAUGGAUUAAAUUGUUUUUUUCCCCCUCAUCAAUCUACACACAAUACCCCAUAAUGACAAAGCAAAAACAGGUUUUUAGAAAUGUUUGCAAAUUUAUUAUAUAAAAUGUACAUAAGUAUUCAGACCCAGAUAUACACUACCAGUCAAAAGUUUGCACACACCUACUCAUUCAAGGGUUUUUCUUUAUUUUUACUUUUUGUAGAAUAAUAGUGAAGACAUCAAAACUAUGAAAUAACACAUGGAAUCAUGUAGUAACCCAAAAAGUGUUAAAUAAAUCAAAAUAUAUUUGAGAUUCUUCAGAUAGCCACCCUUUGCCUUGAUGAUGACUUUUGACUGGUACUGUGUAUGUGGUGUGUGUGUGUGUGUGUAUAUAUAUAUAUAUAUAUAUAUAUAUAUAUAUAUACCUCCCUGACCAAGGCCCUUCUCCUCCGAUUGCUUCUUCAAUUUAAGAAUGAUGGAGGCCACUGUGUUCAUGGGUACUUCAAUGCUGCAGAAAUGUUUUGGUACCCUUCCCCAGAUCUGUGCCUGUCUCGGCGCUCUACGGACAAUUUCUUCGACCUCAUGACUUGGUUUUUGCUCUGAUAUGCACUGUCGAGUCAUGCGUUCUUCUAAACAUGACCCGCCAAACCGCGCUUCUUAACACCCGCCCGCUUAACUCAGAAGGCAGCUGCACCAAUGUGUCGGAGGAAACAUCGUUCAACUGACAGCCUGCAGGCGCCCGGCCCGCCACAAGGAGUCGCUAGAGCGCGAUGAGCCAAGUAAAGCCCCCCCGGCCAAACCUCCCCUACCCGGACGACGCUGGGCCAAUUGUGCGCCGCUCUAUGGGACUCCCGAUCAGAUACAGUCCGGGAUGGAACCCAGGUCUGUAGUGACGCCUCUAGCACUGAGAUGCAGUGCCUUAGUCCGCUGCACCACUUGGGAGGGCCUAUAUAUAUUUUUUAUUUUAUAAAAAAAUAUAUAUAUAAAUAACUGGUUUUUGCUUUAUCAUUAUGGGGUAUUGUCUGUAGAUUGAUGAGGAUUAUUAUUUUUUAUCCAUUUUAGAAUAAGGCUGUAACGUAACAAAAUGUGGAAAAAGUCAAGGGGUCUGAAUACUUUCCGAAAACACUGUAGUUCCUGGAUAUCUUUUGCAGUAUUUGUUUUGCUUUAACUUCUGCCCUAGGCUUCCGGUGGGGAAACCAGUUUUUAUAGACUUUGCUCCCAUCAAGCCAGUCACAAUGACAGUAAUUUUCUUGGAGGAACAUUAUCACCGAGCAAAUCUUUUCUAUACCUCCAGAGAUUGGAACUGAUUGUGAUAAGUCAGUCGCUAACAUUGUCUGGCAAUGAAGCUGCAGGUUGUGGGCUUUCAAAUCUUUCUCUUUCAAUGCCCUUCCACUUUCUCCCGCCCUCAUUUGCUCAUUCACUGUCCCUCUCUCUUUCACCCUUUUCAACUCCCCCUCUCCUCUCCCGUAGAGUCAGAGUAUUCUGAAAGUUCGUAGUCAGACCAAUGGAGUAGCUCUGCCUCCCUAUGGCAACAGCCAGGUGAGCCUAUCUCUCUCCUGCCUUCUUCCCUCUCGCCCUCUCCGGUCUCACUCUUCCCCGCAAUCUCUUCUUUUGUCCCUUUUGUUCUUUUACGCCGUUUCUUGCCGUCUACUUACUUUCACUUGAUCUCGCUCUCUUUGUAUCUGUCCCAUUCCCUCCCUACUUUAUUUUCUCUGUCCCGCCCUGCUUAUUUUUGCUUCUGUUUUGUUGCUUAUGCAACCCAAAGCUGUCAAAGGACACCAGAACAAAAUUGUAGACCUGCACCGCUGGAAGACUGAAUCUGCAAUAGGUAAGCAGCUUGGUUUGAAGAAAUCAACUGUGGGAGCAAUUAUUAGGAAAUGUAAGACAUACAAGACCACUGAUAAUCUCCCUCGAUCUGGGGCUCCACGCAAGAUCUCACCCCGUGGGGUCAAAAUGAUCACAAGAACGGUGAGCAAAAAUCCCAGAACCACACGGGUGGACCUAGUGAAUGACCUGCAGAGAGCUGGGACCAAAGUAACAAAGCCUACCAUCAGUAACACACUACGCCGCCAGGGACUCAAAUCAUGCAGUGCAAGAUGUGUCCCUCUGCUUAAGCCAGUACAUGUCCAGGCCCGUCUGAAGUUUGCUAGAGUGCAUUUGGAUGAUCCAGAAGAGGAUUGGGAGAAUGUCAUAUGGUCAGAUGAAACCAAAAUAGAACUUUUUGGUAAAAACUCAACUCGUCGUGUUUGGAGGACAAAGAAUGCUGAGUUGCAUCCAAAGAACACCAUACCUACUGUGAAGCAUGGGGGUGGAAACAUCAUGCUUUGGGGCUGUUUUUCUGCAAAGGGACCAGGACGACUGAUCCGUGUAAAGGAAAGAAUGAAUGGGGCCAUGUAUCAUGAGAUUUUGAGUGAAAACCUCCUUCCAUCAGCAAGGGCAUUGAAGAUGAAACGUGGCUGGGUUUUUCAACAUGACAAUGAUCCCAAACACAUCGCCCGGGCAACGAAGGAGUGGCUUCGUAAUAACCAUUUCAAGGUCCUGGAGUGGCCUAGCCAGUCUCCACAUCUCAACCCCAUCGAAAAUCUUUGGAGGGAGUUGAAAGUCCGUGUUGCCCAGCGACAGCCCCAAAACAUCACUGCUCUAGAGGAGAUCUGUAUGGAGGAAUGGGCCAAAAUACCAGCAACAGUGUGUGAAAACCUUGUGAACACUUACAGAAAACGUUUGACCUGUGUCAUUGCCAACAAAGGGUAUAUAACAAAGUAUUGAGAAACUUUUGUUAUUGACCAAAUACUUAUUUUCCACCAUAAUUUGCAAAUAAAUUCAUUAAAAAUCCUACAAUGUGAUUUUCUGGAUUUUUUUUUUCUCAUUUUGUCUGUUAUAGUUGACGUGUACCUAUGUUGAAAAUUACAGGCCUCUCUCAUCUUUUUAAGUGGUAGAACUUGCACAAUUGGUGGCUGACUAAAUACUUUUUUCCCCCACUAUAUAUAUAUAUAUAUAUAUAUAUAUAUAUAUAUAUAUAUAUAUAUAUAUAUAUAUAUAUAUAUAUAUAUAUAUAUAUAUAUAUAUAUAUAUAUAUACCUCCCUGACCAAGUCCCUUCUCCUCCGAUUGCUUCUUCAAUUUAAGAAUGAUGGAGGCCACUGUGUUCAUGGGGUACUUCAAUGCUGCAGAAAUGUUUUGGUACCCUUCCCCAGAUCUGUGCCUCGACACAAUCCUGUCUCGGCGCUCUACGGACAAUUUCUUCGACCUCAUGGCUUGGUUUUUGCUCUGAUAUGCACUGUCGAGUCAUGCGUUCUUCGAAACAUGACCCGCCAAACCGCGCUUCUUAACACCCGCCCGCUUAACUCAGAAGGCAGCUGCACCAAUGUGUUGGAGGAAACAUCGUUCAACUGACAGCCUGCAGGCGCCCGGCCCGCCACAAGGAGUCGCUAGAGCGCGAUGAGCCAAGUAAAGCCCCCCCGGCCAAACCCUCCCCUAACCCGGACGACCCUGGGCCAAUUGUGCGCCGCUCUAUGGGACUCCCGAUCAGAUACAGGCCGGGAUGGAACCCAGGUCUGUAGUGACGCCUCUAGCACUGAGAUGCAGUGCCUUAGACCCGCUGCACCACUUGGGAGGGCCUAUAUAUAUAUUUUUAUUUUUAUUUUAUUUAAAAAAUAUAUAUAAAUAACUGGUUUUUGCUUUGUCAAUAUGGGGUAUUGUCUGUAGAUUGAUGAGGAUUAUUAUUUUUUAUCCAUUUUAGAAUAAGGCUGUAACGUAACAAAAUGUGGAAAAAGUCAAGGGGUCUGAAUACUUUCCGAAAACACUGUAGUUCCUGGAUAUCUUUUGCAGUAUUUGUUUGCUUUAACUUCUGCCCUAGGCUUCCGGUGGGGAAACCAGUUUUUAUAGACUUUGCUCCCAUCAAGCCAGUCACAAUGACAGUAAUUUUCUUGGAGGAACAUUAUCACCGAGCAAAUCUUUUCUAUACCUCCAGAGAUGGAACUGAUUGUGAUAAGUCAGUCGCUAACAUUGUCUGGCAAUGAAGCUGCAGGUUGUGGGCUUUCAAAUCUUUCUCUUUCAAUGCCCUUCCACUUUCUCCCGCCCUCAUUUGCUCAUUCACUGUCCCUCUCUCUUUCACCCUUUUCAACUCCCCCUCUCCUCUCCCGUAGAGUCAGAGUAUUCUGAAAGUUUGUAGUCAGACCAAUGGAGUAGCUCUGCCUCCCUAUGGCAACAGCCAGGUGAGCCUAUCUCUCUCCUGCCUUCUUCCUCUCGCCCUCUCUCGGUCUCACUCUUCCCCGCAAUCUCUUCUUUUGUCCCUUUUGUUCUUUUACGCCUGUUUCUUGCCGUCUACUUACCUUUCACUUGAUCUCGCUCUCUUUGUAUCUGUCCCAUUCCCUCCCUACUAUUUCUCUGUCCCUCUGUUAUUUUUGCUUCUGUUCUCUCCUGCAUGCUGCAUGACCCUAUGGUCACUGGUUGCUCAUCAUAGUCAUUUCUCUACAGUGAGGGAAGGGCUUGGUAAUUAUUUAGCCAUUGUUGAUUUAUUAUGAAUGUGCUAGGAUUAAGCCUAGCUAACAGUUUUUUUUUCUGAUUUGGGUCAGUCCAUCAGGGGCAUGAUGUUGAUUUGGUAGGAUGUGUGGGUUUUGCAUGUUUAUAACUUCUGGACCUGAUGUUUGUUUAGUUUAUUUACUAUGCUGGCAUGUCUCCAUCAGUGAAAACAAGAUGUGUGUGCGUGCGUGAUUGUCCGUCCGUCCAUGUGUUGUGAUUGUGCUGCCUGACUGUACCUUGUUUUGUAGGUUAGAAUGAUGUGGACAUGUGUACGUGUGUCCUUUGUGGUUCGAGCAAUUUGGAAACAUGAAAAGUAAUGUCUGUGUGUAUUGCGGCCUCAGGCCCACGUUGAUGGGGAGGUGAGAAGGUCCCCUGUCACCCAGCUACUGGAGGACCCAAACGGAGAGGCUGGCCGUGGCUCCCCUGUGUCUAACCCUGCUAGCUCUAUGUCUGCUACUAACCCUGAGUGUGUCAGCCACGCCCACAACACUGACCUGCAGCAGGUGUGUACCUCCAUCCGUCUGUCUUCGAUCUGGCUCUAUCUCUGUCUUAGUGUUGCACAGUAUACCGAAACUUCUGUACUUUUUCAAUACUAGAACCUGAAAAACCUGAAUUUUUGUUACUGUAGGUACUUCUGUCAAAUUUGUCUCACAUCAUUUACUGAUUUUAAUGGAGGAUCAAGUCUACCUAUCAGCGCAGCCGAUGUCCCCUUAUCGCGCGAGAGUGCCUGCGCCACUUACUCAUGUCUAGCCUGUCCUGAGGAACUACUGCAGUCACUGGGCGUCUGGGCUGCAUUACCACUCAUGCUGCACAGAAGUUAACACACUUGAAUAAUGCAAUACGGCAUGCAGAAAUGUUGAAACUGUUCAUUACUGUUUGCAAAACAAUGUCCAUUACAGGCUAGAACAACGUACAAUGCAAGAAGAUACUGGUAGCUUUCCUUGCUAGUUUACAGCUGAAGCUAACAUCAACUCACCAUCAUAGUACCUUGUUUCUGAUAAUAUGCAAACCAUAGCACAAAGUAUUGCUGAUUGUCACCAAAAACUUUCUUAAUUCACUUCAUCUCCCCUGACUCGUGUCUCUCCCAGUCAAGAUCAUCUUUGCUCAAGCCUCUGUGAGUGAAUGAUGUCAUGGGUUUUAAAGAGACAGCGCACACUUUAUUAAAAUAACAGAUUGCUUCUUCUACGCAAAUGUUGUUGAUCAGUACAAUAAAAUAAGUCAACAAAUGGAAGGGAACCAGAUUGUUUUUUCAUCUGUAGCCCCACGAAUUCAGCCAAAACAAGCUCAAUAACUCAAUGCAUGCACACACUCCAAUUGAAUAUGCAUUCACCUGUAUUAUGAAUAGGCCUAGGCUAUCUUGAUCUACCCUGUUUAACAAUCGAUUAGAGAUUUAUCAUUCAAAUAAAUGAUUACCGUUAUGUAGUUAGAUUGUAUAAUUGAAUCAUUAAUGCAUUCAUUCAAAAAUCAAAAAUUUCAAAUGUAUUGAUACUGAACUCAAAAGAUCAGUCUGGAUCAAGUGCCUUCUUUUUUUCCCUUGGUAUUGUGAUGGUAUUGAGUAUCAAAAUUCUGUUAUCGUGACAACACUUUCUCUCUCUUCACACAUUUUUAUUAAUGAGUAGUCAUUAUUAACAGUGUACAAGGAUGGAUAGGCCUAGCUUGUGUUCAUUUGUGUCUGAAUACAGUUUGUCCUGGUAUGUUGCUUGCUUUGAUAUUUUCUAGUAUCUCUCACAACUUAUUCACCCUCCGUCAGUUUCACUCACAGCAAUUUCCUCUCUUUCUCUUCUUCUCUCUGCCGCAGAACUGCACCCCUGACGCCAACGGCAAUGAAAACCAUGCGGAUGAGAAUAGGUGGGUCGCCUAGUCAUCCAACACACACUCAGUUCCCCUUCAGAAUGUGCCCCCUGGUCCUUACUGCCCCUUCUCUACCCUUCACAGCCUGCAGCUGUUGACCACACACACACACACAGAAUAAGUAGCACAGUUAUGAAGGCUGGCAGUGCAGUUUGUCACAUAUUAAAUGCUCCAUUAACCAAUAAGACUGGUGUGUUACUGUAACAUUGGGCUAAUGUUGUGUGUGUGUGUGUGUGUGUGUGUGUGUGUGUGUGUGUGUGUGUGUGUGUGUGUGUGUGUGUGUGCGCGCGCCAGACCCCUGUCGUCCACAGAGAGCCUGCGGCAGCUCUCCCAGCAGCUCAACGGCCUGCUCUCUGGGGUAUGCGUGUACUUUAUGGCCACAAACAGGAUAAAUUAGGCUUUUAAACUGCAGUCGACCCCCUGAGAAGUGUGCAUUGGAUAAGUGCAAGUCCCUCCCAAUGAUGAUACACUAUCUUACUUGGUUUGGAUAUUUGCUUGCUCCUGGUUUAGUGCAUUGCAUAAUCAGGAGUGCUAUUUGUGAUACUCUCAUUGGCUUUGAGAAGCUUGCUAUAUUGUGGUUCGACUUGUUUUGUUUCUUUCCUAUCUAUUCUAGUCAUCCACCACCUAUGUAAAUGGAGACAGUGCUCCCUCGCCUGCCAAUAAAAAAGAACUGGAGGUAAGUGACACAUCACCACACGUUGCUAUAAAAUGCUAUCCAUUAUUUGUCCUGAUCAGACAAACCCAGUCCCAUUCUCUCCCCAUUUGAAGUUGCCCGUUGUUAAGCCUCAUGGCAUUUGAAUCAGCCUCAGUACAUGAUGUUCACUCCCCUCCGUGUGUGUGUGUGUGUGUGUGUGUGUGUGUGUGUCCAGUGUGUCUACAUACAAACAUCCACACACACCAGAGAAAUCUUGUGGUGUGUGUAGCCCCAGGUUAUGUAGUGUCCUAUCCUCUGUCUGCUCUCACUCCACACAAGCCCCUCCUCUCCUCUCUCACAAUCCCUCAGUUCUUGCUCUCCGUGCAGGAAUGUGACUGGCCCCGGCCACACAGCUCACAUGACCACUCUCCCUCUGCCUGUUCCGGCCCUGCGUCCAGGCUCGGAUUACACACACAGUUGCAGUUUGAUGCAGUCUAUAUAGAGAAUGGACUCUCUCUUUUUUAGGAAAUAACAAUUCCAAAGCCUUGAUUGGAGCUGGCUAUAGGUGUUACUAUCUCCUUAGGAUUUUAAAGGAUACAACAUGUUAUAGUGACUACUAGUUUGUAACUUGUUAAAUUGGCUGAGAUCACAUUAGGAACUUUUAUGUUCUUACCAUGGUUGUGUAGUUCAUGGAUGUGGGUGCACAUUUUGGUGUUUGCCCUAGCACUACACAGCUGAUUCAAAUAACCAACUCAUCAUCAAACUUUGAUUAUUUUUAAUCAGCUGUGUAACCCUGUCUGUCACAUUAGAUUGCACACUCCAGUCUGUUCAUGUAUUACUGCAUGUUCCACUAGCUACCUCUGCCCCUGUCCUCACUGUAUUACCUCACUGAGUACUAGUAGGACCAAAUACCUGCUGUUCACAUUUUACAUCUCUGAAGGAGACCAAGAGAGUGUUAUUUACUUUCACAUUAAUGAUUUACUGUUUGUAUUUCUCCUCUUCCCAUCUGUUUUUCAUUUCUUUCACUUCAAUUCACUCCUUUCUUCCUAUCCUCCCUCCCCUUCUCUUUUUUUGUUGUUGUUGCAUGUGCGCAUGUCAGAGUCGAAACCAGGAGCUGGCAACCGCACUGGACUCCAGCAACCUAACAAACUCUCAGCUCAAUACCAAGCUAGACCUGCUGGUAAGAGUGUGAGUGUGUGUGUGUGCGCAUGCUUGGGAGUUGGGCGUUCAGUAAAUAACCCCUCACAGCCCCCAUAGCAAGACUCAUACCACACCAAGGACACUGACUGGCCACAGAUUGACUAGCAGGUAGCGAAUGACGUGACACUUAACACGUUGGCUAACCCGCAGCUGUGCUGAGUGGCAGCACUGUCAGUUGAUCAUGGCAUGCAUGGUUUUGUUUAUUCACCUCACAAAUCAUUUAAUUGCACUGCACUGUUCUCGUUUGUAACCACCAAGCUUUUACAUGCUCACCAAGAUCUCGACAAUGAAUGAAAUGAGGGAAUGUUUUUGUCAGUCAUUAAUAAUAGACUGCACUGAUAUUGCUUCUGGCGCUAGGUUGCUAACAGCUAACUGUCGCUAACCCCACUGACUAGGCUAGUAAGCUGCUGUGCUGCUCUGACAAUGGGAGGUGCUCAAUAGGUAUUUGACCCCUGAAGAGUGAAAGGAGAUGACAUGUUGUAUGGUUUGAUGGCUGAUUUAGUAUAGAUGGUGGUGGUUUGGAGUCUGAGUUGGGGAUGAUGCUUAUGUCACUGAUUGUCCUCUGUCCUGUUUGUCUGACAGACCAUGCAAUCUCAGGAGCUCACAGAUCAGCUGCAAAAGGUGAGCAUAAAUAUACUGAACAAAAAUAUAAACGCAACAUCUAAAGUGUUGGUCCCACGUUUCAUGAACUGAAAUAAAAGAUCCAAGAAAUGUUCCGUAUGCACAAAAAGCUUGUUUCUCUCAAAUGUUGUGCACAAAUUUGUUUACAUCCCUGUUAGUGAGCAUUUCUCCAUUGCCAAGAUAAUCCACCUGACAGGUGUGGCAUAUCAAGAAGCUGAGUAAACAGCAUGAUCAUUACACAGGUGCACCUUGUGCUGGGGACAAUAAAAGUCCACUCUAAAAUCUGCAGUUUUGUCACACAACACAAUGCCACAGAUGUCUCAAGUUUUGAAAGAGUGUGCUAUUGGCAUGCUGACUGCAGGAAUGUCCACCAGAGCUGUUGGCAGAGAAUUGAAUGGUAAUUUCUCUACCAUAAGCCGCCUCCAAUGUCAUUUUAGAGAAUUUGGCAGUAUGUCCAACCGGCCUCACAACCGCAGAUCACAUCCUGCUUCUUCACCUGCUGGAUCGUCUGAGACCCAUAAACCCGGACAACUGAUGAAACUGUGGGUUUGCACAACCAAAUAAUUUCUGCACAAACUGUCAGAAACCUUCUCAGGGAAGCUCAUCUGCGUGCUCGUCAUCCUCACCAGAGUCUUGAUCUGACUGCAGUUUGGCAUCGUAACCGACUUCAGUGGGCAAAUGCUCACCUUCAAUGGCCACUGGCACGCUGGAGAAGUGUGCUCUUAACGGAUGAAUCCGGUUUCAACUGUACUGGGCAGAUGGCAGACCGCGUGUAUGGCAUUGUGUGGGCAAGCGGUUUGCUGAUGUCAACGUUGUGAACAGAGUGCCCCAUGGUGGCGGUGGGGUUAUGGUAUGGGCAGGCAUAAGCUACAUACAACAAACACAAUUGGAUUUUAUCGAUGGCAAUUUGAAUGCACAGAGAUACCGUGACGAGAUCCUGAGGCCCAUUGUCAUGCCAUUCAUCCGCUGCCAUCACCUCAUGAUUCAGCAUGAUAAUGCACGGCCCCAUGUCGCAAUGAUCUGUACACAAUUCCUGGAAGCUGAAAAUGUCCCAGUUCUUUCAUGGCCUGCAUACUCACCAGACAUGUCACCCAUUUCAGCAUGUUUGGGAUGCUCUGGAUCAACGUGUACGACUGUGUGUUCCAUUUCGCACCAAUAUCCAGUAACUUUGCACAGCUAUUGAAGAGGAGUGGGACAACAUUCCACAGGCCACAAUCAACAGCCUGAUCAACUAUGCAAAGGAGAUGUGUUGUGCUGUAUGAGGCAAAUGGUGUACUGACUGGUUUUCUGGUUCACACCCCUACCUUUUUUUAAAGGUAUCUGUAACCAACAGAUGCAUAUCUGUAUUCCCAGUAAUGCGAAAUCCAUAGAUUAGGGCCUAAUGAAUUUAUUUCAAUUGACUGAUUUCCUUAUAUGAACUGUAACUCAGUAAAAUCUUUGAAAUUGUUGUUUGUUGCGUUUAUAUUCUUGUUCAAUGUAGAAAGACUAUCUUUCUCUCCUCAGUGGAUGAUGACUAUGUUUUCUGUGUGCUUUCUUUAAACAGGAGCGAAAGGAGUUUGAACAGAAAUGUGUGAGGGAGCAAGGAGCCAUGCGAGAACAAUUACAGGUACACACACAUUAAUAAGAAGAAACUUCUUCAAGGUUUUUCAUCCUCUCAGAGCACUUCUCUGAAUCCGUUUGAAGACCUUUAAAAGCAAUUCUCUCAUUUCACUCUGCAGUUCCAGAUCAAAUCAAAUCAAAUAGUAUUUUUUACAACAGGUGUAGACCUUACAGUGAAAUGCUUACUUACAAGCCCUUAACCAACAAUGCAGUUUUAAGAAAAAUAAGUGUUCAGUAAAAAAUAGAUAACGCAAAUUAAAAUUUUUAAUUAAAGAGCAGCAGUGUGCUAUGUAUCUGCCUUAAGUGCCAAUACACCAUGUGUUGUUGCCUAUUUACCCAGGGAUGUACGCACUGAUACACAGAACAAAAUACAUUCUUGUCAUUCCAAGUGAAACAAAGCUUUGAUUUGUAUCUCUGAUAAAUGAUGGGGAUGAUGCAGUGCAAUGACACCAAUGGCAUGAUUCUAUGUAAGGUUAUAUCUGUUUAUUUAAAGAUUGUGUCAUGCGUCUGUCCAUCCUCUUCUCUAGGUCCACAUCCAGACCAUCGGCAUCCUGGUGUCGGAGAAAUCAGAGCUGCAGACCGCACUGUCAUACACACAGCAGGCUGCCCGCCAGAAAACAGGUAAGUGUGUGUACCCUGUGUGAGAAAGAGAAAGCAUUUAAUCGUCCAAGUCUCUGAUGUAUGUCUAUGAAUGUGAGCGUGUAUGUAUGUGAACAUUCUCAGUAAUGUGGUGUGUUUUCACGGGAGGCUGAGGAGAAAGAGGCUGUUGAUGUGUGUAAUAUGAAUGUGUGUAAAAGUCUAUUUGUUUUGGUGGUCAGAAAGCUGAUGUUGUGUAUUUUUCAGGGGAGGCUGAGGAGCUGAGUAACCGUCUCCAGGCCACCAAACAGAGAGUCUCCGAACUGGAGAGAACCCUGUCCUCCGUCUCCACGCAACAGAAACAGUUUGACAAGGUAACUUACUGUCACACACUGAACAGAGACAGUUUUGAGAAGGUAAUUUACAUUCUCACACACAAACACACCAGACUGAUUCUGCUACAGUUACUUUAAUGUAAUGAGCAUCGAUUUGAGCUUUGCAGUAAUGCAUUACAUAUGAUUGAUUUUCUUGUUCUCUUGUGCAGCAUAACAAAGAGCUAGAGAAAGAGAGAGACAACCUGAGGCUAGAGGUGUACAGACUAAAGUAAGUCUUACCUUGAGUAUGCUUCCAUUCAAUUACAGUGGGGGAAAAAAGUAUUUAGUCAGCCACCAAUUGUGCAAGUUCUCCCACUUAAAAAGAUGAGAGAGGCCUGUAAUUUUCAUCAUAGGUACACGUCAACUAUGACAGACAAAUUGAGGAAAAAAAAUCCAGAAAAUCACAUUGUAGGAUUUUUAAUGAAUUUAUUUGCAAAUUAUGGUGGAAAAUAAGUAUUUGGUCACCUACAAACAAGCAAGAUUUCUGGCUCUCACAGACCUGUAACUUCUUCUUUAAGAGGCUCCUCUGUCCUCCACUCGUUACCUGUAUUAAUGGCACCUGUUUGAACUUGUUAUCAGUAUAAAAGACACCUGUCCACAACCUCAAACAGUCACACUCCAAACUCCACUAUGGCCAAGACCAAAGAGCUGUCAAAGGACACCAGAAACAAAAUUGUAGACCUGCACCAGGCUGGGAAGACUGAAUCUGCAAUAGGUAAGCAGCUUGGUUUGAAGAAAUCAACUGUGGGAGCAAUUAUUAGGAAAUGGAAGACAUACAAGACCACUGAUAAUCUCCCUUGAUCUGGGGCUCCACGCAAGAUCUCACCCCGUGGGGUCAAAAUUAUCACAAGAACGGUGAGCAAAAAUCCCAGAACCACACGGGGGGACCUAGUGAAUGACCUGCAGAGAGCUGGGACCAAAGUAACAAAGCCUACCAUCAGUAACACACCACGCCGCCAGGGACUCAAAUCCUGCAGUGCCAGACGUGUCCCCCUCCUUAAGCCAGUACAUGUCCAGGCCCGUCUGAAGUUUGCUAGAGUGCAUUUGGAUGAUCCAGAAGACGAUUGGGAGAAUGUCAUAUGGUCAGAUGAAACCAAAAUAUAACUUUUUGGUAAAAACUCAACUCGUCGUGUUUGGAGGACAAAGAAUGCUGAGUUGCAUCCAAAGAACACCAUACCUACUGUGAAGCAUGGGGGUGGAAACAUCAUGCUUUGGGGCUGUUAUUCUGCAAAGGGACCAGGACGACUGAUCCGUGUAAAGGAAAGAAUGAAUGGGGCCAGGACGACUGAUCCGUGUAAAGGAAAGAAUGAAUGGGGCCAUGUAUCGUGAGAUUUUGAGUGAAAACCUCCUUCCAUCAGCAAGGGCAUUGAAGAUGAAACGUUGCUGGGUCUUUCAGCAUGACAAUGAUCCCAAACACACCGCCCGGGCAACGAAGGAGUGGCUUCGUAAGAAGCAUUUCAAGGUCCUGGAGUGGCCUAGCCAGUCUCCAGAUCUCAACCCCAUAGAAAAUCUUUGGAGGGAGUUGUUUUAACAUCACUGCUCUAGAGGAGAUCUGCAUGGAGGAAUGGGCCAAAAUACCAGCAACAGUGUGUGAAAACCUUGUGAAGACUUACAGAAAACGUUUGACCUGUGUCAUUGCCAACAAAGGGUAUAUAACAAAGUAUUGAGAAACUUUUGUUAUUGACCAAAUACUUAUUUUCCACCAUAAUUUGCAAAUAAAUUCAUAAAAAAUCCUACAAUGUGAUUUUCUGGAUUUUUUUCUCUCAUUUUGUCUGUCAUAGUUGACGUGUACCUAUGAUGAAAAUUACAGGCCUCUCUCAUCUUUUUAAGUGGGAGAACUUGCACAAUUGGUGGCUGACUAAAUACUUUUUUCCCCCACUGUAAAUGGCUGGCCUUUUAUCAUAUUUGCUUGUUUGCUUUGUGGACUAGGUAGGAAAAGGAAUAUAGUGGAAACCACACCGUGUGCGUGAUUGUGAUACAGGGAGAGAGAUGCCUGUCAUCUAUGAGUAGGUUAGGCAAUUCAGAGGCUGUGUGUGUGUACGUUCCAACCGCCUAUAUCUCUCCGUCCCUGUGCAGUAGUGUGAGUGAGGAGGGGAGGCAGCAGAGUUCAGAGCUGUCAGAGCAGCUCAAGCUGAGGGUGAGUGAGAACAGCGCUUUGAGACUGGACCUGGACGAACUGCGCAAGAGACUUGAGAUGGCCGACGUCAUGCUGCAACAGGUUGGUACACACACUCUCACUGACUCUCACUCUCACACCAUACACACACGGUCAUCAUCAUCAUUUGUUCAAUUCUCUCUUUGUUUUUUUAUUCUUAGUUUUCCAGUCAGUCAGGGCCUCCCAGUGCCAACCAGCAGAUGCAGUUACUACUGGAGGAGAAAUUACAGAUUGAGGCGCACACUGCUCAGGUAGGUGUGUGUGUGUGUGCGCGCGCAUUGUGUGGGAUGAAUUCACCUAGAACUGAUUCAAGAUAACGACACAUUUAUAGUAACUUUUGGUGGUCGCUUAUAAUUGUCCUAUUUGAAUUGGAAAUGUAUUUUUUUGCAUAUCCCAACUCUCCCUGAGACACCCUCGGAGAGUAGGGUCAGAGUCUGCAUUAUCAACAGCAACCCUGGAGCAAUUAGGAUUAAGUGCCUUGCUCAAGGGCACAUUGAUAGAUAUUUCACUGUGUCAACUCUGGGAUUCGAACUAGCAACCUUUCAGUUACUGGCCCAACACUAACCGCUAGGCUACCUGCCGACAUUUACAAACGUGUGUAUGCCUCUCUUUAAUGUUUGAGCGCCAUGCCAUUGUGUUAAUGGUCUUUUGGUAUCAUCUAUAGUUGAUGGAGUCGGUGGCCCAGCUGCAGACAGAGAGAGACACCUACGCUGAGCAGAUCCAGGAGGAGGGACAAGUAUGGAAGGACAAGACAGAGCAGCUGCUCUCUCAGGUACACUAUGCUACCACCCCAAUUAGCAGAACCUAUAGAGCUGGCAUAGCCUCUGAACGUAAUGCUAGAAAUACGUAGUCACUUUAAGGAAGGAGUUGAUUGACGUGUGUGUGUGUGUGUUUAGGUGACACUAAUAGCAGAGGAGAGGGACAGGAGCAUCAGUCAGAUCCAGGAGCUAGAAGCCCACAUCACAAACCUGAAGCACGCUGCAGGUGAUACACGCAGCUACCCUCCUUGGUUUGCACAUCAGUGGUUCUCAGAAGAGCUUUCUACCAAAGACAAGCUUUCUGUGUUCAUCCUGUCAAUGAUUAUCAUUAAAAGAUUUGUAUUGCCAUAAGGAAAGAAAAAUGUACUGUAGGUGAAAGGAGAAGAAUAUUCUCAGAAAGAGAGAGAAACGGAUUGUUGUCUCCUCCCCAGCCCUUUUGUCCCAUGAUAGAGAGGCCCAGGCGGAGGCCCAGGCGGAGCCCCAGCCCUCAGGGCCCUCAGAGAGUGAACUGGCCCUCCAGGAAGCCCUCAGCAGCCUGCAGCAGGAGAGAGACACACUCAACACACAGUUCCAGGCCCAGGUGAUAACCCCCCCACACACACACACACACACACACACUACCAGGCAAUAAUAACACACACUGUGUAUAUCACACUCAACUAUGAUGUUGCACUCUGAACACUCCCUGUCUCAUCAAGGUCUUGACUAAUAAGAUUAAUUAUGGGGUGUGUUGGUGCCGGGCUGGAACCAAAUCCUGCACACCCUUUCCCUGUUAUAGAGUCUCACAAGCAAAAACUCACUGUUGUUCCCCUUCCCUUGCUACAGCUACGCGACAACGAGCAGCUGAGUCGUAUGUGCUCGGAGCAGGAGUCCCGUCUCUCGGAGCUGGAGCGUCAUGCGGAGCGCGGGGCCGAGGAUGCAGAGGACCGCAGGCGCAUGCUGGAGGACGUGCAGAGUGACAAGGCCACCAUCAGCCGCGCCCUGGCCCAGAACCGCACCCUUAAAGACCAGCUGGCUGAGCUGCAGAAUGGCUUCGUCAAACUGGUAAGGAGGAGUAUUACCUAUUUACUGUCCUGUUGACUUAUUUGAAGUAUUCACUGAUCUGCCUAGGUUUGAUUGGUGAUAAAAUAAAUGGGUGGAACUGGAAACAUUGUUAUUACUUAUCCAGCCACAUUCAAAACACACACAUUUAUAUUUUACAUUUACAUUUUAGGCAUUAUCCACAGCGACUUAGUUAGUACGUUCAUCUAGGUAGCCAGGUGAGACAACCAAAUAUCACAAUCAUAGUAAGUUAAACUUUUCCUCAAUAAAGCAACUAUCAGCAAAGUCGGUGCUAGUAAAAAAAGAGAAGUGUGAGUGUUAGUGCAAGAAAGGCAAGGGUGUUUUCUUCUUCUUUUUCUCAUAAAUGUGUUGAAUGUCUCUCUGCCGUCCUAGACCAAUGAGAACAUGGAGCUGACCACUGCUCUGCAGUCAGAACAUCACGUGAAGAAGGAGCUGGGACGCAGGAUGGGACAACUACAGGAGGACCUGCACAACUUCAAGGAGCAGGUAGGGACACACCAGUGGAGGCUGCUGAGGGGAGGACGGCUCAUAAUAAUGGCUGGAACAAAUGGAAUGGCAUCAAACACAUGGAAACCAUGGGUGUUCCUCAAUAUGCAUACUACCGUGCUCCACACUCUGAUGCUCCAAGUGCAUUCUCCGAGGACGAUCUCUUGAGUACGUUCUUGUGAGGACGAGAAUGUGGAGAACGCAUAAAACAUUUCAUUUGAGAACCACUCACACCCCCCCUACUGUAUUACCACACACUGCAUUUCCCCAUUUACUGAACCUUCUUCCAGCCAUGACAAUGGCAACAAUGGAGACGAAACAAGAUGUACACAAAGCAAAUGUUUUACUUCAUUUAUAUCAGCUAGAUAUACAGUGCAUUCGGAAAGUAUUCAGACCCCUUCACUUUUUCCACAUUUUGUUAAGUUACAGCCUUAUUCUAAAAUUGAUUUAAAUAGUUUUGUUUCCUCAUCAGUCUACACACAAUACCCCAUUAGUCCCCUGUAGCUCAGUUGGUAGAGCAUGGCACUUGCAACGCCAGGGUUGUGGGUUCGUUUCCCACGGGGGGCCAGUAUGAAGAAUGUAUGCACUCACUAACUGUAAGUCGCUCUGGAUAAGAGCGUCUGCUAAAUGACUAAAAUGUUUUAAAAAAUGACAAAGCAAAAACAGGUUUUUAGAAAUGUUUGCAAAUGUAUUAAAAAUAAAAAACGGAUAUCACAUUUACAUAACUAUUCAGACCCUUUACUCAGUACUUUGUUGAAGCACCUUUGGCAGCGAUUGCAGCCUUGAAUCUUCUUGGGUAUGACACACCUGUAUUUGGAGAGUUUCUCCCAUUCUUCCCUGCAGAUCCUCAAGCUCUGUCAGAUUGGAUGGGGAGCGUCGCGGCACAGCUAUUUUCAGGUCUCCCCAGAGAUGUUCGAUCGGGUUCAAGUCUGGGCUCUGGCUGGGCCACUCAAGGACAUUCAGAGACUUGACCCGAAGCCACUCAUGUGUUGUCUUGGCUGUGUGCUUAGGGUCACUGUCCUGUUGGAAGGUGAACCUUCGCCCCAGUCUGAGAACCUGCUCCAGAGCGAUCAGGACUUCAUCAAGGAUCUCGCUGUACUUUGCUCCGUUCAUCUUUCCCUCGAUCCUGACUAGUCUCCCAGUCCCUGCCGCUGAAAAACAUCCCUACAGCAUGAUGCUGCUACCACCAUUCUUCACUGUAGGGAUGGUGCCAGGUUUCCUCCAGACGUGACGCUUGGCAUUCAGGCCAAAGAGUUCAAUCUUGGUUUCAUCAGACCAGAGAAUCUUGUUUCUCAUGGUCUGAGAGUCCUUUAGGUGCCUUUUGGCAAACUCCAAGCGGGCUGUUAUGUGCCUUUUACUGAGGAGUGGCUUCUGUCUGGUCAUUCUACCAUAAAGGCCUGAUUGGUGGAGUGCUGCAGAGAUGGUUGUCCUUCUGGAAGGUUCUCCCAUCUCCACAGAGUAACUCCAUUGGCUUCUUGGUCACCUCCAUUACCAAGGCCCUUCUCCCCUGAUUGCUCAGUUUGGCCGGGCCGCCAGCUCUAGGAAGAGUGUUGGUGGUUCCAAACUUCUUCCAUUUAAGAAUGAUGGAGGCCACUGUGUUCUUGGGGACCUCCAAUGCUACAGAAAUGUUUUGUUACCCUUCCCCAGAUCUGCGCCUCAACACAAUCCUGUCCCGGAGCUCUACAGACACUUCCUUUGACCUCAUGGCUUGGUUUUUGCUCUGACAUGCACUGUCAACUGUGGGAAAUCAUGUCCAAUCAAUUGAAUGUACCACAGGUGGGCUCCAAUCAAGUUGUAGGAACAUCUCAAGGAUGAUCAAUGGAAACAGGAUUCACCUGAGCUCAAUAUCGAGUCUCAUAGCAAAGGGUCUGAAUACUUAUGUAAAUCGAUAUAUUAAAAAAACAUUAUGGGGCUAUUGUGUGUAGUUUGAGGAAAAACAUUUAUCUAAUCCAUUUUAGAAUAAGGCUGUAACGUAUCAAAAUGUGGAAAAAUUCAAGGAGAAUGAAAACUUUCCGAAUGCAUUGUAUGUUGAAUCGUAAUCUAGCUAGCCAGCUAGUUAAACAGGCAAAAAUGACCUAAAACGAAUGUUAUGCAAAGUAGAUGUAAAUUCGGCAUGGGUUGCUAGCUAACAAUUCUUUGUGGCUAGCCAAUUAGUCCUAUUGACUUACUAUGGAUUUACCCAUUCACUGAAUCUUCCUUCUUCUAGCCAGGACAAUGGCAAUAGAGACGAAACAAGAAAAACACAAAGCAAAUGUUUUACUUCAUAACUAUCAGCUAGCUACAUAGGAAUCUGAAUAAUGUAGCUAACCAGAAAGUAUAGCAGGCAAAAAUUACCUAAAACCAAUGUUAUCCAAGGUAGAUGUCAAUUUUUCAUGGGUAGCUAGCUAACAAUUAUUUGUGGCUAUCUGGCUAGCUAACAGUAAUAGCUAGCCAGUUAGCUCUGUUGACUUACAAUGGGCUUACGACCUACGUACACUACAGUGGGUAUUGUAGGCAGGUAACCAUGCCAAAAUUAACACUGCAUGUAUUUAUUAACAUAUCAAGAUAAAAUAUUGUAGUCAAGCAACAUAUGAGAUGUGAAUAGGCAACAUUUAAUUCCGAAGUUGGAGUGUAUUUUCUCUCCCUUCGGCUCAAAUAAUGAUUAUAUUGAUUUCAAGAAAAGUUGCGUCAUUUUUACAUGGUUGCGUCAUAUUUCUUUGCAUACUUUCCGUUGAAGCUUGCAUCGACGCAUGCUUCAAAAUAUGUACAAAUGGGGUACGCAUUCAAGAAGUGCCCUCCAUGCUUUGUUUCGCAUACUUUGAUUUGGACUCAUACUCCAAUUUGCGUGCUCGGAGCACAGUAUGCAUUUUUAGUAAAACAUUUUACAUUUAAGUCAUUUAGCAGACGCUCUUAUCCAGAGCGACUUACAGGAGCAAUUAGGGUUAAGUGCCUUGCUCAAGGGCACAUUGACAGAUUUUUCACCUAGUCUGCUCGGGGAUUAGAACCAGCGACCUUUCAGUUACUGGCACAACGCUCUGAACCACUAAGCUACCUGCUGCCCACAGCUAGGUGUUAGACACAGCUGUCUAACACCUAAUGUGUUGGACGUAUUUGAUACCAUUCCACUCAUUCUGCUCCAACCAUUACCACGAGCCUGUCCUCCCCAAUGAAGGUGCCACCAACCUCCUGUGGGGGACACACACACAUGCGCACACACAUUUCAUGGUGAACAGCUCCAGGAACAACAUUUGUCACACAGACACACAAUCACACAUGUCUGCUCCAUCCCCAGUUGGAGCUGAAGUCUCUGGAGUACCAGGCGCUGCUGGAGCAGCGGGACCAGAUAGUGGCCCACCUACAGCAGUACUCUGCAGGCUACACGUCCCUGGCGUCAGAACGAGAGCAGCUCCACAGACAGUACCUGCAGCAGAGCCAGCUGAUGGACCAGCUGCAGCAUGAUGAGACCCAGGGAAGGGUUCAGCUGGAGAUGAGCCACAAACAGCUGGAGCAAUACCAGGUCAGGGACCGGGAUGGGGAGACACACACACAUUCAUAAUGCAUCAUUACUGCUGCGCUAGCUGGCUGGCCGGCUGGGUUGUCACUAGUUACCACAGCCACACAGUCAAAAUAGGCUAUGGUAAAAAUUCAUGAUUUUUUAAAACUUAAGCUUAGGCGUAAGGUUAGUAGUGUGGUUUAGGGUUAAGGUUAGGUUCAGGGUUAGGUUUAAAAAUCAGAUUUUAAGAAGAUAAAUUGUAGAAAUGUGCAGGGUUUAUGACUUUGGCUGUGGUAACCCCCUACAGGAGAGGCUGGAGCAGUUGUCCAGAGACAACGAGCAGCUGAAGGCUGAAGUCACUGAGCUGCUCAACAGCUCAGCCCUGGCCACACCCCCCAGAGACCAGGGAGACGGAGUGGAGAGCCAAUCCCUGCCAGAAAGCCCACAGAAGUCCUCCAUCGCUAUCCCAGAAGACUUUGAGAGCCGGGAAGAGAUGGUGAGGAGAAUACACCUAUCAGUGGUUUUAAGUGGGCUCUAGUGUUGUUGCUCCGAAAUGCUACAGAGGGGAGGGUUUCCAAAGCAUCUCUCAUAAUUGUCUCCGAUAAUAAUUCUUCCCUUCUGUCUCUCUCAGGAGGAGUUUGUGCGCGGUGCGGUGGCGCGUGUGGAGGCAGAGCGAGACGAUGUGAGGAGCAGACUGGAGGAGGAGAGGAGACUGCACCUCGCAGCCCGUCACCAGGCUGCAGCACUCAGCAUGGAGCACCAGCACCACAGUCAUGACCAUGAACACAACCAUGACCACGGUCACAGCCGCGACCACACUCACAGCCAUGAUGACCACAGUCACUGUGAACACACAGGUGAAUGGAGGAGGAGAGGUGCAUGCACGUAUGUGUGUGCGCUAUGUGCAUGAUCUGUGUUUGUUUUCUAGGAGCACUAUGCUAGUUUUGAGUGUGUUACCAGUGCAGUGUGUGACCGGUACCCCCUCUCCUGUUAGUCUCAGGUUCAGAGGGCGUACCAGUGGAGGUACACGAGGCCCUGUGUGUUGCCAUGGAGAAGCUCCAACACCGCUUCACCUCUCUGAUGCAAGAGAAGGCUGACCUGAAGGAGAGGGUAGAGGAGCUGGAACACCGUUGUAUACAGCUGUCAGGAGAGACUGAUACUAUAGGUGACACACACUCCUUUAUACAGCUGUCUGGAGAGACACACUAUCACCGCUGUAACUGUCUGUAAAGACUGCCACUAUCAGUGAGACACACACUCUCCACUUCUCUUUUUCUCUCUCACACACACACACACUCUAACAGUGAUGCACUUACAAAUUCAUUCCCAAAAUGUGACAGGUCUUGUCAUCCUAUUCCUUCAUUGUGUGUUUGUCCAGGAGAGUACAUUGCCCUGUACCAGAACCAGAGAGCUGUCAUGAAGCAGAAACACAUGGAGAAGGAGCAGUACAUCAGAAUGUUGGCCCAGGACAAAGAGGAGAUGAAGGUACACAACUCACACACACAGGAAAGUACACAACUCACACACACAGGAAAGUACACAACUCACACACAGGAAAGUACACCACUUUGACCGUGUUUCUGUGCCCAUGCAGGCCAAACUGGCAGAGCUGCAGGACCUGGUGAUGAGGUUGGUGGGUGAGAGGGACGAGUGGUACAGUCCGCUACGCUGGGACGGUGGCUAGCGCUGACGCUACGGCUAACCCUGACCUGCUGCCAGCUGGGGAGGACCACCACGCACACAGACGCAUGGAGCUCAACGCUAUGGGCGGACAAGGUAUGAGCACACGCACACAUAAAAACACACACCUUCUCCCCAUUUCCCUCUGUAGAGCCCAUGGAUAGUCAUUAUACUAACCUCCCUGAUUUCUUAUCUCCUCCCCCCAUUCUCUCUCCAGAGUCUAUGGAUCUAAGUAAAGCUGUGGAGUCUGACUCCACCACCCCUGACACCCCUCACAGUGCCCCGUCAGACUUGGGCCAGGGGCUCCCCCCAGACUCCCAGGCCCUGAUGAGGCACCAGGAGGAUGGCACGGCCAGGCAGAUCAUGCAGCUGCUCCAGGAGAUCCAGGGGCCCCGCUCCGUGCCCUUCCUGGGGGACAACCCCUGCAUCCCCUUCUUCUACCGACCUGACCAGCAGGACGAAGUCAAGAUCCUGGUGGUCUGA